Peronospora belbahrii is the source of this 921-nucleotide messenger RNA. Lineage: Eukaryota; Oomycota; Peronosporomycetes; Peronosporales; Peronosporaceae. The record is from the annotation of a GenBank genome assembly.
AUGGCCCUAAGGAUCUAUUGGGAUGGAACCCCGCAGAGGCAGUCACACGGGCUGGGGGUCUUGAUUGGAUUCACUUUGCCGCAGUUGCUUCAACACUUGUUGUUGGUGUAUCCAUACAAGGGCCCUAGUGAUCUUUCACCCGCAGAGUACGAAGACCAAGUCCACUUUGUCACUACGCUGGUGUUUGUGCUAACGAACCAUGGAAGGUUGCGCUGCGAGACGGAACUUCUUCCUCAUGAAUACUUCUUCUUGCACCAUCAUGUUGCAUAUCACCUUGCGCAACAAGACGUGGCUUUGCUUGGUGAGACAUUACGGGCUUUACGUUGCUUUGAAGGUUCAAGUGAUCUUGUUCAAAUGCGUCGAGGACUAGCUUUCUUGUUGCUCACUCAACGCGAAGAUGGGUCUUGGGUGACUGAGUCGGCACAAAACGAUGCCAAUCAGCGAUAUUUCUCUACUAUGCAAGCGCUGUGGGCACUGUGCGAGCCUCGGCGAGCGGGAUUUGCGCCUGCCUUCCCAGAGGCUAUUCCGAUUUUAGAGCACUAUUUGAAUGCGGAUAUUGGGGGCGUUGAUCAGAAUUUCUUUGCGGGGAGCAACAAGAGCAGUGCAAGCAAUACUAAAGAUGCACAUGUUGAUCCUGAGGUAGCCGCAGCAACAGCAGCUGGUCCAUCUGAAAACGAAGACCUAGCAACACGCAUUGGCUUUUUGCAGAGCUUACUAGAUCAGAAUGGCAACGUGAAUGGCGUUUCAGCCGCACUUGCAACACAUGUGUUAAGCACCCUAUCAGAUAUGAUGCUCACUGUUGAUAUCCUCAAGAGCACUGGCGUUGGGCGAACUAUUAACAAAUUGCGUAAACAUACAGCACCUUCGGUAGCGAAGGCGGCAACUCAACUUGUGGCGAAAUGGAAAAAAGACUUGCUGUAG